Galleria mellonella (greater wax moth) is the source of this 1490-nucleotide messenger RNA. Its product is annotated as sodium channel protein Nach-like. Gene Ontology annotation, molecular function: ligand-gated sodium channel activity. Gene Ontology annotation, biological process: sodium ion transmembrane transport. Gene Ontology annotation, cellular component: membrane. The coding region runs from base 1 to 1488 and encodes 495 amino acids. The record is from RefSeq and is a predicted model, not a curated record. The transcript has 10 exons. Lineage: Eukaryota; Metazoa; Arthropoda; Insecta; Lepidoptera; Pyralidae.
AUGAAGGAUACGAGAGCAAAAGAAAAGAAAACAUUCAAGACGAAACGUGAUAAUUACGCAAGGAAGCUGAAGAAAAAGAAACUAAUCAACUAUUUAGGAAACGAAUUACGGAGUUGUAGUACGCAUGGUCUGCCCUAUAUUGUUGAAAAGAAUACACAUUGGUUUGAAACGGCUUUCUGGACGACCAGCUUCGUGUGCUGCCUUGGUUUAGCAUCAUCAUUGCUCUUAACUCAAUAUACUAGAUAUGUCAAUACUCCCAUAGUUAUGAGCGUAGAAAAGGACUAUUUCAAUUGGAAUAUUUCAUAUCCAGCCAUAACAUUAUGUCCAUUGGAAAAAAUAGACGAAGAUGAUUUAAAUACAUUGGUCAACGAAACCCUGGAUUCUGUUGGAGUGGAUAUAAAUUUACAAUUAAGAACAAUCGCUUCGAUAUCUUUAGAGACAAUUGAUUUCUUAAGCGCACAAUUUACAAACACAUCUGAGAAAAUCAUAUACCCAAAAGAUUAUAUGGAAAUAAUAACUGCUAUAGGUAAAAAAAUAAAUAAUAACUCGAUAAACACGAACACUAACUGGCCUAUAUCAGUAGAAUCAUCCAUGACAGAAAUGGGAAUGUGCCACGUCAUCAACUCUAAUGUUGCUAUAUUCGAUAACCCUGACUUGCGAAGAAACGACGACAUAAAAUAUGUUAAAAAAAACAUUGAUCUCUCAAUUUACGACAGAGAUUUUUUCUCCCAAAUUUCAAAUUACGCUGACGUUUACAAGGUUUAUAUUCACCACCCUAACGAGAUAGUAUUAAGUACUACGCCAUCAUACACUAUAAACCUCGAAGGCUUUACAUAUUUAGGGGUACAAGUGCGGAGUACCCGCGCAUCCAACAAACUGCGAAAUAUACCCCUAACAUAUCGAAAUUGCAGAUUUUUAGAUGAACCAAUAAGCAAAAGAUAUCCUAUAUAUUCCUAUAAUCACUGUAUAUUAGAGUGCAGAAUUCAAAUGAUAUUGAAACUAUGCAACUGUUUGCCUCAUUUCUAUAAAUAUAUGAUACUUACAUGCCUAUUUUCUCUUCCAUGUACAGACUACGAAAAAAUAUGUGAUCUCUAUGAACUCAAAUGUAUUAUACUAUAUAAAAUGGAAAUCAUUAAAUUAUCUACUUCCGAAAAUACUUGGAAUAAAUUUGUAAAUAAACAGGGACUUCCAAGAUCACCCCGCGACUGCGGCUGUGUCGAUAGUUGUGAAAAAGAUGUUUAUCUCAAAGAACAGGAAAUCUACAUAAGUCAAGGUGACAAAAGAUUAAGAAUUGGUGUAUCUUCUUUUCCGAAAGUCAGAGUUGUGAGGGAAAUCAUAUUCAGCGUAUACGAUAUGAUCUUGAGGAGUGGCGGUGUCAUAAAUCUGUGUUUAGGAACAUCUAUAAUUUCCUUAAUGGAACUAUUAAUAAUAGCAAUAAAAUUACUUUGUCUUUUAGUAAUACAGCACAUUAAAUGUAUAAUUAAUUAGAU